AUGUGCAACUCGAUAAUGUUCAUAGUAAUCACUCUUCUCUUUCUAGCCAUAUCAACCGGCGUCCACGCCGGAGACAUGACUCUAUUCGCCGGAGUUUGUGACGGUAGAAACGGAGACAAUCUCCCAUCUCGCGACCAAACAGUAGCUCUCUACCAAAAAAUGAACAUCGGUUGGAUAAGACUAUACGAACCUUUCCCUGACCUCCUCGAAUCAUUAGAAGGAACCAAUCUUCUCGUAGCGAUCGGACCAAAAAACGAACAAAUUAAAACAUUAGCCGAACAUUACGAAUUUGCAGUAUCUUGGAUCAAAACGUAUAUAGUACCAUACAACGUCGCUUUCAAUUGGAUCACCGUAGGAAACGAAGUGCUCCAAGGAGAGAUCGGUCGGUACGUGCCACAAGCCAUGAAGAAUAUGAAAGCUGCAUUAACCCAAAUCGGAAUCUCAAGGACCAUCCACGUAACCACGGUCUUAGCUACAACCGCACUAGCUAACUCUUAUCCACCAUCAGCCGGAAUAUUUAAACCGGAAAUAACGGAGCUUGUAACCGAAAUCGCAUCGGUUCUUAGCUCAACCGAUUCACAACUCAUGGUUAAUGUUUACCCUUAUUUCGCAUACGCGUCCGAUCCUAGCCAUAUAUCACUGGAAUACGCCACGUUCGGUUCGACUUCACCAGUCGUGACCGAUGGAAAUUACCAAUACACGAACAUGUUCGAUGCGAUGGUGGAUAGUUUCAACGCAGCGUUAGAGAAACUUAGCUACGGAGGAGUGAAAGUGUACGUGGCGGAAACUGGUUGGCCUACGAGAGGGAAUCCUCCGUACACGAGCGUGGAGAACGCGCGUGCCUAUAAUCAAGGGUUACUUAAGAAACUCACCACAGGUACUAUGGGUACGCCGAGGCGGCCCAAUGUUCCUGUGGUGACGUUUUUCUUUGAGAUGUUUAAUGAGGAUUUGAAGCAAGGAGAGGUUGAAAAGAGCUUUGGCUUCUUCACUCCUGAUAUGACUCCUGUUUAUGAUAUGUGGAAUGUAAUAAGUGUCUCUAGCUAA
This is a messenger RNA of Arabis nemorensis, 1044 nucleotides long. The record is from the annotation of a GenBank genome assembly. Lineage: Eukaryota; Viridiplantae; Streptophyta; Magnoliopsida; Brassicales; Brassicaceae.